Drosophila virilis is the source of this 815-nucleotide messenger RNA. RefSeq lists its product as uncharacterized. Lineage: Eukaryota; Metazoa; Arthropoda; Insecta; Diptera; Drosophilidae. The record is from RefSeq and is a predicted model, not a curated record.
GUCAUGCAUAUUGUCAGCGUGGUAGCAAAAAUAAAUUGUUGUUGCUUUGUUGCUGCCCGCGGCUUGACCGCAAGGCCAAAGCCGUCGACUUGACCGCAGUCGCUACAUCAUUUGUGGUUAAUUGUAAUUAAAGCUCAGUGGUUUGCUUUAGUGCACACAUGCACCCGCUUGCAGCCCCCACACCACCAGCCACCACCUUCUCUUUGCCAUACGCAGCAGACGCUGUUGGAUGUGUCAUGUGUUAAACAAACAUUUUAAAACAAUUCGAUACGCUUUGUAUAGAACAAAAAAGCACUCUCUCUCGCUCUUGCUGUCUCUUUCUCCAUCUCGCUCUAACGUUCUAGCCAAAUUAAUAGUUGCAACAAGUUGGGCACUUUAAAAGAGGUUUAUAAUGCCCGAGACGACAGACAAGAAGCUGCACAGAAGACACAGCCCCCGCUCUAAUCCCAUUCCCAUCCUCAACAUCAGCCCCAGGUCCAGGCCCAGAUAUGGCAGCUAUAAUGCAUUACCCCGACAGCAGGCAACGGAUUUCACGACCACGCAGCAGUUGAAACUGCGUGCGGGCGAUUUGCGCAUAGCCCGCAUGCAGGUCAGUCUAACCAAGCUGCGCCUGGAAAUGGAGCAGUCCGGCAAGCUGGUCGAACAGCUCUGCCAGGAGGCUGAACUGGAGAUGAGGUUGGACAAGAGGCAGUGAGAACUUCAUAGCCAUGCCAACAAGCUCAAGGCCUGCUUCAGAAAUUGUCGUGUCUUUUAGGGUUAUUAUGGAUAUGCGAAAUUAACGUGCUAAAAAUACAAAUAAAUUGAUUUAAAAUAUA